Syzygium oleosum is the source of this 1879-nucleotide messenger RNA. RefSeq names its product chaperone protein dnaJ 16-like. The transcript is spliced from 11 exons. The record is from RefSeq and is a predicted model, not a curated record. Lineage: Eukaryota; Viridiplantae; Streptophyta; Magnoliopsida; Myrtales; Myrtaceae. The coding region runs from base 256 to 1470 and encodes 404 amino acids.
UUCGCGGCGUCGCUGCUCUCUCUCGCCCUCUCCCUCUCCCUCUCUCUCCGCCGUCCUCCGCCGCCCUACGGCGCCGCCCGUUCCGUCCGCAGUCCCGUCCGAAGCAACCACGCGCCGCCGCGGCAGGGCUGGAGAUGGGGGGCGACCGGCGGAUCCCGCGCCGAUUCUGGAGUCGCCGGAGCGAUUUCUAGGGUUUCCGGAGGCCGCCCCGCUCCGCGAGAAUGCCCGCUCACAGGUCGAGGUCGGAGAAGCACGAUGCGGCGGGGCAGAUCCGGCGGGACCCUUACGAGGUCCUCGGCGUCGCCAAGAACUCCACGGAUCAGGAAAUCAAGAGCGCAUACCGCAGGAUGGCUCUCAAAUGAUUGCAAUUUUAGGUAUCAUCCUGACAAGAAUGCAAAUGAUCCUAAAGCUGCCGAUAUGUUUAAAGAGGUUACAUUUUCAUAUAACAUCCUGUCUGAUCCUGACAAAAGGCGCCAAUAUGACACUGCUGGUUUUGAGGCUGUUGAAUCAGAAAGUCAAGAGCUAGAAUUAGAUCUUUCAAGCUUGGGAGCUGUGAAUACCAUGUUUGCUGCAUUGUUCAGUAAACUUGGUGUACCGAUUAAGACAACUGUAUCUGCAACUGUUCUGGAGGAAGCUCUCAAUGGCAUGGUCACCAUUCGUCCACUUCUGCUUGGGAAGCCUAUUUCUAAGAAAGUUGAAAAGCAAUGUGCUCACUUCUAUUCUGUCACAAUAACAGAGGAGGAAGCCCAAUCUGGAUUUGUAUGCCGAGUUCAAUCAUCCGACAAAAGCAAAUUCAAGUUGUUGUAUUUCGAUCAGGAAGGUAAUGGUGGAUUGAACCUCGCUCUACAGGAGGAUGGUGCGAAAACCGGAAAAACUACAUCUGCUGGAAUGUUUUUUCUUGGCUUUCCCGUUUAUCGGUUGGAUCAGACAGUCAAUUCAAUGACUGCUGCCAAGGAUCCAGACGCUGCCUUCUUCAAAAAGUUGGAUGGAUUUCAGCCAUGUGAAAUAACUGAACUGAAGGCUGGCACGCAUGUAUUUGCUGUUUAUGGUGACAACUUCUUCAAAAGUGCAAGCUACACAAUUGAAGCUCUUUGUGCGGCACCUUUUAUAGAAGAGAAGGAACACCUUAGAGCUGUGGAAGCUCAAAUUUUGACAAAAAGGGCCGAGUUGUCGAAGUUUGAAACUGAAUACAGAGAGGUGCUGGCACAAUUUACAGAGAUGACUAGUAGAUAUGCACAAGAAAUGCAAGCAAUUGAUGAGCUUCUAAAGCAGAGAAAUGAAAUUCACUCCUCUUACACAACUUGUCCACCCUUGAAGCGAAGUACAAGUAAAAGCAAGAGUAGAGGAUCUUCUAAGGAGGCUAGAGAAGAAAGCCAAGUGAGAGAGAAGAAGUCCACAGCAAGGGAGAGGCCAAGGAAGAAGAAAUGGUACAAUAUUCAUCUAAAAGUUGAAAAGAGGAAGGCUUGUUAGAGGGUAAGAGUUAUUAGUCGACGAUUUUAUUUACAAUAGUAUCGGCAUUGCAUAACCGCAGGAGAUAAUGAGCUCGACGGAGCUAUAUUUGCAAUAAUGGACGGACAACUUAAGUCUUCAUAUUGUUGUUUCAACAAAAUGCUACCCGUUGGUUUAUCCAUGCAGGCUAAAAGACAUAUGCUUGUUGGCUGAGAUGUCAAUGAUGCUGUGGAGGUUAUGGUUCUGCGAAAAUCUUUAGUUUACUGCUUAAAAGGCGACAGCAGCUCAUUGUUAUUGUAAAGUUCCUCCCCUUUUCCUUCAUUCAUUCCCUUGAUCUCUUGUUAUCAGUAUUUGAGCUGGUAACACCUGUAAAUCGCUUAACUUAUUCAUGAAGCUUCUUCACUUUGGACAAAUAGAUUCUCUUUGCGGA